GUUCCAUCAGGUGAGAAGAGUAAUGACCAUCCUUUUCCUUACUAUGGUUAUUUCAUACUUCAGUUGCAUGAAAGCUGCCCCCAUGAAAGAAGCCAGUGUCAGAGGACAAAGUGGCCUGGCCUAUCCGGGUCUUCGGACCCACGGUACUCUGGAAAACAUAGGUGGGCCAAUGAGUGGGUCAAGAGGAGGAGGACUUCCAUCCUUGACGGAUACCUUUGAGCAAGUUAUUGAGGAACUCCUAGAGGAGGAACAGAUCACAAGGCAGAGCGAAGAGAACAAGGACUCAGAUAUGUAUUCAUCCCGAGUUAUGCUGAGCACUCAAGUGCCUUUGGAGCCCCCUUUGCUUUUUCUCCUUGAGGAGUACAAAAACUACCUGGAUGCUGCAAACAUGUGUCCAUGAGAGUGCGCCGCCACUCAGAUCCAGCCCGACGUGGGGAGCUGAGCGUGUGUGACAGUAUUAGUGAAUGGGUGACUGCAGCCGACAAAAAAACUGCAGUGGACAUGACAGGACAAACAGUUACUGUUCUUGAAAAAGUCCCAGUACCCAAGGGUCAACUGAAACAAUAUUUCUAUGAGACCAAAUGCAAUCCAAUGGGCUACAUGAAGGAUGGUUGCAGGGGCAUCGACAAGAGGUACUGGAACUCGCAAUGCCGAACUACCCAGUCUUACGUGCGUGCGCUAACCAUGGAUAGCAAAAAAAAAGUCGGCUGGCGCUUUAUAAGGAUAGACACUUCUUGUGUAUGUACACUGACCAUUAAAAGAGGAAGAUAG
This is a messenger RNA of Staurois parvus, 771 nucleotides long. The record is from the annotation of a GenBank genome assembly. NCBI's taxonomy places the organism in Eukaryota, Metazoa, Chordata, Amphibia, Anura, Ranidae.